CGUCUCUUCGGAGACAUCCGAUAAAACCCGACCCUUUCCGACGACAGCAUUCGCGCUCAAGAAAUAUUCAAUCCUCCUCGCAUCCGCAACCGAAAAGAAGAGAGAAACGUCCCCAGCUCAAGCGAUGGAGAACGCCCCCGCGAAGCCGUCGCUGUCCAAGAAGCCCUCGCCGUCGUUCCGCCUCCGCAACGGCAGCCUCAACGCGCUGCGCCUGCGCCGCGUGUUCGACCUCUUCGACCGCAACGGCGACGGCGAGAUCACCCUCGACGAGAUGGUCUCCGCGCUCGACGCGCUCGGCCUCGGCGCCGACCGCUCAGGCCUGGAGGCCGCCGUCGGCGGCUACAUCCCGGCCGGAGCCGCCGGGCUGCGCUUCGAAGACUUCGAGUCUCUCCACCGCGCGCUCGGCGACGCGCUGUUCGGCCCCAUCCCCGAGGCGGAGACCGAGGAGGAGGACGACGAGGGGGACAUGAAGGAGGCAUUCCGCGUGUUCGACGAGGACGGCGACGGCUUCAUCUCGGCAGCCGAGCUGCAGGCCGUGCUCAAGAAGCUCGGCCUGCCCGAGGCGCGGAACCUGGCGACGGUGCAGGAGAUGAUCUGCAACGUCGACCGCGACCGUGACGGCCGCGUCGACUUCGGCGAGUUCAAGUGCAUGAUGCAGGGGAUCACCGUCUGGGGCGCUUGACGCCGGCGCGCCGGCGUGUGGCCUUCCUCCCUCUACUGCUUCUUGUCAUGUUAUGGGGCAUCUAAAGAUCGAUUGGAGGAGGAGCAAUCACUAGCUCAGUAACUUGUGCCAGAUUUUAAGUUUAGGUUUGUGCUAGUUUCGGUCGCUUGGGAAUCAGCCAUGUUGUGUGUUGUCAGAAUGCAGGUGAUGACUUGUAAUUUCAGUGUGUCGCUCUAACUGUGGUUGUGGUGACUUUAUCCUUCACUGAUGUAGGUAUUGUGAUCCUGCCGUGUCUCACUUAUUCUGAUAAGCUUUCUGAACAUGAGACAUCUAUCUCAUCUUUGUUAAUUAAAAUUGUUAUAAGCA
Molecule: messenger RNA, 1027 nt
Organism: Phragmites australis (common reed)
Lineage: Eukaryota; Viridiplantae; Streptophyta; Magnoliopsida; Poales; Poaceae
Product: probable calcium-binding protein CML27
Exons: 2
Coding region: 125-682 (185 amino acids)
Molecular function (GO): calcium ion binding
Source: RefSeq, a predicted model, not a curated record